This is a messenger RNA of Pomacea canaliculata, 5765 nucleotides long. Its product is annotated as transmembrane and TPR repeat-containing protein 4-like. The record is from RefSeq and is a predicted model, not a curated record. Lineage: Eukaryota; Metazoa; Mollusca; Gastropoda; Architaenioglossa; Ampullariidae. The coding region runs from base 202 to 2511 and encodes 769 amino acids. The transcript is spliced from 17 exons. Gene Ontology annotation, cellular component: endoplasmic reticulum. Gene Ontology annotation, molecular function: mannosyltransferase activity; protein binding. Gene Ontology annotation, biological process: protein O-linked glycosylation via mannose; endoplasmic reticulum unfolded protein response.
CAGAUGUUUCGCUCCACAAAGCUAUGUCAGGAACAGUGAUUUUGGCAGCAGAACUUUUUUUGCGUGAAAAUGAAUGCCCUUAUCCAUCAAGCUUUAUUUGGCGUAACACAAUUGGAUGGGAGUUUAGUCUUUGUACAAUGGGUCAGCGUAGAUACUAGCAGAGCAUGCGAUAUGGUCUUCCAUUAAAUUAGCCAGUUCGUCAUGAGUCUUGAGAAUUGUCAAAAAGAGAACGGAAAAAUUAAGACGACCUUUCAGGAUAAUGGUUGUCAACAUGUGCACCCAAACACGCCAAGGCAUUGGGACGGCGGUCUCCCACUACCAGCAUUAUCUCCUACAUUCGCAAGAGUCGUUAUUUUCGCCAUUGCGGUUGUCUGCUACGGCAACAGUUACGAUGGAAACUUUGUAUUUGACGAUAGCGAAGCAAUCGUUAAUAAUAAAGAUGUACUUCCAGAAAGACCAGUUACUGACCUGCUUCUUCACGACUUCUGGGGCAACCAGCUUGUUAGUAAACAAAGCCACAAAUCAUAUCGGCCCAUAACAGUUUUGACAUACAGGUGGAAUGUUCAGCUCGCAGGUGGUGUUUUCCCCAAGGGUUUCCAUAUUGUCAACAUCAUCCUUCAUGGACUUGUGUCAGUUUUGUUGUUUUCUGCAUUUAUAUCAAUUGUCAGCACCCAUUCUUCAAACCAUACAUCAAAAGCAGCAUUUCUGUCCUCACUGUUGUUUGCAGUCCAUCCUAUCCACACAGAGAGUGUUGCUGGCUUAGUUGGCAGAGCUGACCUACUAUGUGCCUUGUUUUUCCUCUUGUCUUUUAUGGCAUAUGUCAAAACCUGCACCAAUGACAACACUGGUAGACUGUGCUUCCCUGAGAAAGUGGACUGGUUGUGGAUGAUACUGAGUGUUGUAUUUUGCUUCCUAGCAACAUUCAGCAAGGAGCAGGGGAUAACAGUACUUGGUGUCUCAUGCGCUUAUGAUAUCAUAUUUGUGUGCCAAAUUCAUCCUUUGAAACUGUUAAGUCCACAAUCAGCAUGUAAGUUGUCAAGGAAGGAGCAGCAGAAUGGACAUUCCAGGAAUCAAAGGGGAAGCUCUCCAUGGUUGCAGUCCCUGAUUCAACGACAGUUUGUGCUCAUCUUUUCAGCGGUAGCUUUUUUAUUGUUGCGGUUAAAAGUCAUGGGGCUUUCUCCUCCAACAUUCCAAGUACAUGACAACCCUCAUUCAUUUGCCAAUGGCUCCCUUUACAGGGCCUUGAACUACAACUACCUCUAUGCAAUCAACAGCUGGUUACUUCUGAAUCCUUGGUGGCUGUGCUUUGAUUGGUCUAUGGGGUGUGUGCCAGUCAUCACUUCACUUACUGACCCACGUCUUCUACCACUGGCCGCAUUCCUGUUUGUGAUGGGCUGUUUGUUCAUAUGUUGUUUUAAAACAGAGAUGGAUCACGAAGAUAGAUGUCUUGUCCUUGGUCUCACUCUUCUGGUGCUGCCGUUUUUGCCAGCAUCCAAUAUUUUUUUCCGUGUGGGUUUUGUCAUUGCUGAGCGCAACCUGUACCUUCCCUCUGCUGGCUUUUGUCUCUUGGUGUCACUUGGGGCAGUUCGACUUUCACAGUUCAGGUCUCUAAAACUGAUACUAGCUGCAGCACUGUGUGCACUCCUGCUUACCUUUGUCUGCAGGUCUGUACAGAGAAGUUACCAGUGGCGAGAAGAGCUGAGCCUAUUCAAAGAUGGAGAGAAAGUCUGCCCUUUGAAUGGAAAGGUACACUACAAUAUUGCCAAGCUAGUUGGUGAUAUGGGAGAAACAGAGCUUGCUAUAGAAAAGUACCAGCUGGCAAUUAAACUAAAUCCCCAGUAUGACCAGGCCAUGAAUAACCUGGCAAACAUUCUCAAAGACCAAGGAGAUACCCUUGAGGCAGAGGAACUCCUCACCAAAGCUGUCUCUAUAAACCAUGAGUUUGCUGCUGCAUGGAUGAACCUGGGGAUAGUACAGGCACAGCUGAGAAAGUUUGACUUAGCGGAGACAAGUUACCAGACUGCUCUUCAACACCGCCGCAAAUAUCCAGAUUGCUACUACAACUUGGGAAACUUGUUCUUGGAACAAGAGCGUCAUCAGGAAGCACUAGAUGCCUGGCAUAUGGCCACACGUCUCAAGCCACAGCAUGUAAAUGCCUGGUCAAAUGCUAUGAUCCUCCUUGACAACCUGGGACAUUACGAGAAAACCAUCAAGAUGGGGGAAAUGGCCAGAGAGCACCUGCCCAACUCUGCAGUUCUGUGGUUCCACAUGGCCAAUGCUUAUGGCAAGAUGGAAAGAUGGCAGGACUCUGAGCGUUGCUUCUUGGCAGCCAUACAACUGGAGCCGGCUGAAGAAAAGUAUUAUUUAAAUCUAGGUGUAUUGUACCACAGAUGGGGGAAACUGGAAAAAGCAGAGAAGGCCUACAUGAAGACCCUUCAGCUGGAUUCGAAAAACAGCAAUGCUAAAGAAUACCUGCAAAUGCUGGAUAGAAAGCGCAAAGGGGCAUUAUGACAUCCAUUCUUUCAUUCAGGUGUUCUUGUGUUGGUCAAAGUGUGUGCUGUAUUUUCAUACAGAUUGUCUUUUAUAUUGUUCCUACAAAUUGUUGUAAAUUGUUCAUGCAGAUUGUGCUCCAAAGUGUUCAGGGAUUAGAGAAAAGGAUAUAGAGAAAACACAACUUAAACCAGGUUGCAGAGACUGGUACAUAGGCUGGUGGCUAAAGAUUCACAGUUGGUGAUCCUUGAAAAUGCAUAAUUACUGGUUCUUGCAUAUGUCCAGGUGAAAGUACUUUAUCCAACCAUCAAAGGCAGCUGAAGAUGCUUUACGUAAAAGACACAAGUAGACGAAGAUAUUUACAGCACAUCUUUUCACAACCAUGUGCUGUACGUAAAAAUCUUGUGCCCCUCUCCUGCAUGGAUUCAUAUAAAAACAAGUAACAAGCAACACAUAACAGCACUAAGAUAUGAACCUUGUGGAUUGUUCAACGAUGAGGAAAAAAACAAGUAUCACAGCUGACAAAUUUAAUGUAGAGAAAUUUGUGAAAGGCCAUUUGGUGAACAUUUUGGCUAAUGGACAUUGUUCAUUUCCUGGCAUUUGUGUGUCGAGACUGCAUAGUUUAGCUUUCCAACAGUGGCAGCACAGUAGGUACUUUCUUUACUUUUUCAGUGUUUAUGAUAUCUUAAAAUGUUCGUGUAAACUUGUUGAUGGUGUGCAGCUUCAUUAGACAAGCUAGCGAUCACAUAACCAGCUCAGUAGAUAAGCUUGUGACCAUCACAAUGGCUUCGGUAGAGACUAGUGAUCACAAUAUCAUCACCUCUAUGUCCCUUAGCCCUAAGUGGAUGUGGACACAUCAUAGUAAUCUCAACACCUACUCUUUAUCAUCUUUGACAUUUCUGUCAUAUUCUGGUGUCUGCUGAAUGAUGGACCAUUCCACUUUUCAUUGUUGUCAGCAUUGUGCAUUAUUUUGUCUGCCUCUCUAUAUCUAACUCUAUAUAAUUCAGGGAGGUUUUGAAAAGUUCCCAUUCCACUUUAUUUUGCAUAUUUUCCUUCUGGUUUGGUCCAGUUAUUUGUUUCCAAAAAUCUUUGUUGAAUAGCAUCAUUAUAUUGUGUAUACUAAAACUAAGAGAAAGCUAAGUUUUUACCAUGCACACUCUCAUGACCAUUUGCAGGAAGCUGUUGAACAGUGUAGGGAAGUAGACCGCUUUUUCAUGGUCUAAUGAUUAGCCCUCAGCAGUGUAGGGAAGUAGUUUUUUCAUGAAAGUGUGUCAUGGAUUAUUUCAAGGUUUUCCUUGUUGCAAUAACUGCAAUAUUUGUCAUUUCUGUUCUAACAUCAAGCAAUACAGUAGUCCAAGCAUGGUAUCAGCAUGAUAAAGGUAGUCUUUAUGCUGUUUUUUUCUGUGCCUGCAUGGUUUUUUUUUGUGUGUGUUACUGAGAAAAUCUUGCUGAUUUCUUACAUAAUCAAAGAUGGCAGCAUUCAAAUGUUAAUGCUUUAUUCAAAGAAAAGUAAAAGUGUUAGUGAAGUAAUGCAAAGUGAUGUAAUAAGAUAUAUAAUGUAGCACAGAGACGUUUGUGAUGCUCAAUAUGAAAGUGAAAACUUUUUGAGCCUGAAGGGCAGGUGUGGAGAACAUUUUUUCUGAUAAAGGCCAUUUGAAUAUUUAUAACAUCACAGGCCAUACACAAUUAUCAACUUAAAAUUUAUCCCCCUAUAUUUGAUAAACAUUUAGUUUUGUCACGGUGUAUUAACACUUUUGCAAGAUGUACACUCCCUGCCUGCCAGGCACUGACUACACUGUACAGGCAGACCAGAAGCAUAUGUUGUCUGCCCCAUCAUGCGCUGGUAUGUGUCCUGUUUAUUAUUCCUUGCUUGCCCAUUGCAAUCUGUCACUAUUAUGACUCAAUAUUGCUUAUGAGGAAAAAAAAAAGUCAUUGAAUUUCGAGUCCCACCCUCAGUUGUUUUGUGACUGGGUCGCAUAAUCCCAACUCCUGCUAUAGAGUAGGGUGAUGACCUGUAAAAUGCAAGAUUCUGAAGACUCAAUGAGGGCCAUGGGUGGUGGAAGAUAUUUAAGCGCAUGAAGUCAACAGAAAUUGUGUUUAUGAGCAGGGUUUUAUGAAGUCAACAUAAAGUUUGUUUUCUAGUAACUCAGUAAAACACAGGCCUAGUAAUUUGUGUUGAUUAAUUGACCAAAUCAUGGAUAAUUUACUCUAUGCAUCUCACAGACCAUAUGAAAAUGCCAAACUAUUGGCUGUGAUGUAUUGCUGGAAUUCACCAGAAAUGAGCUAUCAGGCCAUUUAGGACUAUUCCCGAUACUCUCCCUUUGACCGUACCUGCACAUUAUAGAUAUUCAUUUUCUAUCUUUAGGAAUAAGCUGAAUAGAUUCUCUACUGUAUUAAAAUCAGUUGAAAAUUUUUAGACAGUUACAGAGGACAACAUCCAGGCAAGUACAGUAGAUAGGGGGACUCUGUUUUACAACAAAAUAAUUAUUGUUUUUAUAAGUUGAGGAUUUUUUUUUUUUUUUUUUUGAGUGAUGUUGCAAAGCAUGUUCUUUAUAAGUCGAUGGUCUUGGUCUUUAUAUAUAUAUCUUCCUUUGUAUAUUUACUAUAAAAAUUGAAUUCUAUCCUCAAAUGGUUUUGUUAAUGUCUAGUUUAUAUCUAGUUUUUUGAAAGCCUUUGUAUAUUUACUGUUUAAAUUGAAUUCGUUGUCUCAAAUGUUUCAGUAAAUGUUGUCUGGUUGAUAGUUUAGAUCUACCGAGGCUGUGUCCAAGUUUUUGUUUUUUCCGCAUGGUCUGUUUCAAUACCCCAUGAACAUUAAAAAUCUUUAAAAUUAAGGUAACCAGAGGUUAUGAGGUGACUUUAUAAACAGACAAGUUUCACUGCAGCAAAAAUGUUAGUGUCAGCCAUAAAGAUAUGUUAAUUUAGUAGUAGUGUAUAUUUCAGGAACCAGGUAGGCUGUACAUGUCAUGUACAUUAUUUGUACCUGUUUCAAAGACAGUAGUCUCUUCUGACAAUGAUCUCAUGCUACAUAUCAUAUAAAAUCUGUUGGUUGCUUGGUAGUAUAGUGUAAAUAGGAUCUAUUUUCAUACUUCUAUUUUGUAGAAAUAUUUUGGGGGCCAGUGUCUGUGUCAUGCUGAGUGUAGAAAGUGUUGUAUAUCUACAAUAGAGCAUAUCAAUUUUUCCCUUUAUAUCAAAAGUGUUUUAGUGCACAGGUUUAUAAUUCUUGUUUUCUUUAAAUAUAUAUUUGUAGUUAGUAAAUUAAAAAAAUCUGAUCUCAA